Molecule: messenger RNA, 768 nt
Organism: Penicillium canariense
Lineage: Eukaryota; Fungi; Ascomycota; Eurotiomycetes; Eurotiales; Aspergillaceae
Exons: 1
Coding region: 1-768 (255 amino acids)
Source: RefSeq, a predicted model, not a curated record
AUGCCCCUAGAUGGCUCGUCGUUCACGGCCUUGAACCUCCCGCCCACAUUCGCCCUCCCCCAAUGCAUGGAAUACUUCGAACUGACCGCCGGCCCGAACACGGACCUGUGGCGCAAGCCGCCUAACGGCGACACCUCCACCGCCCCGAUCGUCUUCACAUCACUUCGACACCCAUUCGUCGUGGCCGAGGUCACCGUCAGCGCGGACUGGGAGAUGGAAUGGGAUCAGGGCGGGCUAGUGAUCUUCGCCGGCGCCGCGCCCCAGUCGUUCUCAUCGGAUGCGCCAGCGCUCACCGCAGACCGCCGAUCAUGCGCCCGACCACCAUGCAAAUGGGUCAAGGCCGGCAUGGAGUUCUCAUCGGGGACCGUCAAUGCGUCGUCCGUGAGCGCGACGGCAGACGGCGCAGAUUGGUGUCUGUCGCCGCUGGUGCAGUCCGUGUCCGGGCCGGGGAUCCAGUCGCUGCGCAUCAAGCUCGAGCGCAUCGGCCAUGGCCUUUGGAUCUGGUACCAGGUUCCAUCGGCCUCGCCGUAUGCGAUGACUCCGGGGGCGGUCGGGAGUACGUGGAAGAAGCUGCGGGAGGUGACGUGGUUCUUCUACGGCGUGGAGGACAAGUUCGUGCAUGUGGGCGUGUAUGCCAGUCGGCCGACGAAUAUUGCGCGCGGCGAGACGAUGUGGGAUGCGAUGCACGGGCUGACGCUGGAGAACUCAUCAGCGGCUGGGCCGUCCGACGGGUUGGUCGUUGAGUUUGAAGAUCUGGAAAUCUUCUAG